Apis cerana (Asiatic honeybee) is the source of this 14698-nucleotide messenger RNA. RefSeq names its product casein kinase I. Lineage: Eukaryota; Metazoa; Arthropoda; Insecta; Hymenoptera; Apidae. The record is from RefSeq and is a predicted model, not a curated record. Gene Ontology annotation, molecular function: protein kinase activity; ATP binding. Gene Ontology annotation, biological process: protein phosphorylation.
AAAAAGAAAAAAAAUGCGUCCUUUUAUAUAUUAUAAUUCUAUAAUAUAAUACUUUUAUAUGGAUAGAAAUAAUAUUAUUCACAAUCAGCAUUGACUUAAGAGCAGUGUGAUCGAUGCUGCUAGUUUUUAUAACGUCUGUACCUGGGUCUCGUACCCUCGUGAUUAUCUAUGUUAUAUUAUAUGCAUUUACAUAGAUUGUAUACUAUGUUAUAUGAAAUCUAAUUUUUUACAAUUCUCCUCCUGUAGAUCUUAGAUGAGGUAAAGAUCUAAUUAAAUUUUUGAUUGAUACCAGAAAAUGGUAUUAUUCUUGGAUUAUCAAGAGGAGUCAGCAUUGUUGUAUGAUAGAUUUUAACAGGUAUAUUUGAGUUAUUCUGGCUAGCUAUAUCGUAAAUGAUUGAUUUAUUUUAUCUAAAAGUGUAGGAUUAUCCAGGGAUAUAUUCCAAAUUCUUAAUUUUUAAACAACAGAAAGAAUAGUUUUUAUAGUUAUAGUUUUUAAAAGAUAGUAUUGAGGUCAUUCAGGUGCUCUUUGGAAAAUAUUGAAAUAUUAAUAUAUUUUGAUUUUCCUUUGAAAAAAAGUAAUGGAAUCCUAUUUUUAGAAACUGUAUCGAGAAUUCUUCUAGCUUUGCUUCCACUGUUGUAUUGUACUGUGCAAUGUGCGAAAUUUCUUUAUGGUGUUGGUGAUGCCCCUGCAGGCAGUUUGCUAGCCAGAACUUUACUUAGCAGAUCUUCAAUCAUUUGAAUUGUUAUUGCGUUUUGUGGACUCCUUAUUUUCUUGUUGAUCCUUCUUAUUUCUUGAAAUUGGAUUUGGAUAUGAAUAUAUUUAGAUAAUUAUAUUCAACCAUAUCGGAUAAACAAUAAUUUUAUUUUAAUUAAACAUUUUAAUUAAAAUUUUUUAUAUUUUUAAUUAUUUUUGUAAACAUCGUGAUAAAUUUAAAAAAUGAAUUUGUGGAGUUAUGUUUGAUUUGAAUUUUUAUAAAGAGAUCUUCAAUCACAUUGUAGAACAUCACUACGUACGUACAUAAAAAAUAAUUUUAACAUGUUUUUUAUCUAAUGAGAUUUUAUUACAUAAAUGCAGUGCUAAAAAAAAAAUAUAUAUAUUUUUUUUUAUAUAAGAUAAAAUCAGUUCAAGAAAUUUUCGUCGCUUGAAAGAAUGAAUUAAUGUUCAUUUUUAGCAAAAAAACUUAAUAAUUAAUGAAUAUAAACAAUAAUUUCCACGAUUCUCGUUUCACUACGUCAUAGUCAUUGAUAGUUGCAUUUUUUCCGUUGCUUAAUUUCUCUAAGUGUUUUUAACAUAAUUUUACUUAAAUAACUACUUUUCUAUUUUUUGUUAGGCAUUUUCGCAACAUGUUUUUUUUUCUUGAUCUUUUAUCACUAUUCACCCAUAUAAUAUAGAUGAUUUAAGUUGCGUUUUUUUUUUAAAUAUUUUUUUAAAUAUUAUUAUUUAGAAAUAUGUCGUAGCACAACAUAUUCGUUGCGUUACAAUAUGGCUGCCAUGUUCACAAUUUGUGAUGUAUCUUAUUUCUUUGUACAGGCUAUAGUUUUUAAAUUAUAUUUAGUUUCGUGCGUCAUGAAAUCGUAAAAAUUUCUCAUGAUUCUUUUUUAAAAAAUGUAUCAAUAAAAAAUAUUUUGAAAUUGUAUUUAAUAAAAUAAUGUUUUAAUAAAUUGAUCUACAGAUGACACAAUACAAAACAUUUUUCUUGCAUUUUUUUUUAAGAUUUAUUUAUAAAUAAAUAUUAGGCCUAAUUCUAUUAACAAUAAAGCCUAAAUUUAGGCCUAAUUUUAUAGACCUAGUAUUGACAAAAUUUUGUUUUGCUUAAUAUAAAAUUAAUUGUGAAAUCCGAUGGAAUUAAAGAUGGAAUUACAGAAUUAAAAUGUAAAAUACUAUGAUCAUGGCAGUAUAUAUAUUUGAUUGACUUAUCAUUAUAAUACUUGAAAUUUAUUUUCUUAUGAUUUAUAGUAUAAUUGUGAUUUGCAAAUUUGUCAAAUCAAUUGUAAUAUCAAAAAUAAUACCUCAAGUUCAAUUUUGCACUUUAAAUUUUACUAAAAUAUUUCUAUAAAGUCGUAAUUAUAAAAAAAAUUGUUAGUAUAUUGAAAAUAAACUAAAUAGCAUUGUACAUUAUCAUAUAUACUUGUAUAUAUGGUCUGAAAAUUAUUCGACUCUUAAAUUAAGUUAUAUGAAUAUUGUAAAUUAAUAAUAUAUAUAUAUAUAAUUCAUAUAAAUAUAAUGUAUAUAAUCAAUAUGAAGAUAGAAAAUCUUAAUGUUAUAAUAACGAUAAAAUGAAUAGCAUCGACUGCACUUAUUAUGUAAUAUUUAAAAAAUAUUAAAAAAAAAUAUUAAUAAACUUUCAAUGAAAGUGAAAUACUAAGAUUAUUAAAUGCGAAUAACAAAAUUUUUUUGCGUACAAUUUUAUCAAUAUAUAUAUAUAUGUAUCUGUAUAUAUCGAAAAUUUUCUUUCAUACUUUUAUUAAUACUUUUUUCCCUAUUGUUUCAACAUUAUUCGUAUUUGCUUAAUUUAUAUUAAAUUUAAAUAAUAAACGGAAUUAAAUAAAUUUUUCGAUAAGGUUCAAUCAAUGUAUUGUGCUACCAGAGCACCUGUAUUAUUAAUUUUAUUACAAUUGUAAACUAUAACAAAGUGAAGUCAAUGCGCUGAAUGAAAAAUGUAUGAAAAAACAAACGUAAGUAUUUCUGCUAUUGUAAAAUUAUUUGUUUUUUACCUUGAUAAAAUAUUACACAUAUUGUACACGGUGAAUUGUUAAAACUGCCCUUAAAACAUUUCCUGUUUGUUCCUUUAUAUUUAUAAAUUAUAUACAUAUAAUAAAACUAAUAUAUAAUAUGUCUAUCUUUAAAAUAUAUGUAAAUUUAUUUUUUAAGUAUCAUGAAAUUUUUAAAUUUAUAGUUUAUAAUAUUUUAAAAAUAAAAAAUGAAUAAAAUUUUUUGUUUUAUUUUUUGAAAAAUUAUAUUUUAUAAUUAUAUAUACAUGUAAUUUAUUGAUAAAUAUUUUUCAAAUGAAUUUGAAAAUAGUAUAAAUAAUAUAAUAUCGAGUAAUCGAAAAACGAACCGGAAAUAUUAUCGAUCAUGAUUCGACUAAUGUUCACCAGAUGACGCACAAGGUUUUCAGGCGUGUCGAAAAGCAGUCGCGCUUGCGUACUUACAUAUGUUCAUCGUGUUCGUCGUUGUGGUGGUUACGGUUCAGAGACUGUAGUGUGCAACAGUAGAGUAGGAUUUAUUGAGUAAAGCAUUUAUGGAAAGUGAGCGAAAGUGAUAGAGUGCCAUGAUAAAGUUGUACGAGUGGACAAUUGAAUCUUAUAAUUGAAAAUUCAAAAAAAAGGUGCGUUCACGAUAAAGGUGUCGAAGAAGUGAAUCGUGAUUGGUGAAUCUUAGACGGCCAUUAUUGUGCGCCAUUCGGUCUCCGGUGCAGAUCCGCGCAGCGAAAGGGCAGAUGCCCUUACGCGGUUCGUGUUCCCAUUGGUGGGUACGCGUUAAUCUACCCGGAUCGACACACUUCGUGAGAUCCGGUAGUAUUUCUCGAAACGUAUUCUUGAACAUAUUAAAUUUAAAAAAUAUAAAGACAAGUAAAUCAACCACCUCCUGUGGAAAGCGAGUCUUUUGAUAGUCGACUCGAUAGUUGUGUGAUCUUUGUCUAACAGCAACAGUAGCAACCGCAGCGCCGUCAACAACACGACAACGAUAACGACGACAGUAGCGCCAUCAGCGCGACCGCCAUCGCAGCGAAAAGAAACAGUAUUCCUUUGAGGAAAGAAGAAAUGCCUGUAGGUUCGCGAUCAGUGGCGCGACCAAAGAUGGAGGCCACGUCCAGUUUGUAACACGCAGCCAAGUCUCGUUCAAAGCGCACCAACGGAGCCACGAAGCGCUCCUCGAGUCGGCUGUCCAAAGUCGCUUUUGCCCCGUGCUACUUUUCUUCGUGAGCCCCGCGAGGCUGGAGAAUGGAGCUACGCGUUGGAAAUAAGUACCGGCUCGGACGGAAAAUCGGGAGUGGCUCCUUUGGCGACAUUUAUCUAGGUACCAAUAUCUCUACCGGCGAGGAAGUCGCCAUCAAGCUAGAAUGUAUAAAAACGCGGCAUCCGCAGUUACACAUAGAAUCGAAGUUCUACAGGAUGAUGCAAGGUGGUGUUGGAAUACCAACUAUAAAAUGGUGUGGUUCAGAAGGUGACUACAAUGUAAUGGUAAUGGAGCUACUAGGUCCAUCAUUGGAGGAUCUAUUUAAUUACUGUUCAAGAACUUUUUCUUUGAAAACAGUCUUGCUUCUCGCCGAUCAAUUGAUAAGUAGAACGGAUUAUAUUCACAGUCGCAAUUUUAUCCAUCGAGACAUCAAACCAGAUAAUUUUUUGAUGGGCUUGGGAAAAAAGGGAAAUCUCGUAUAUAUCAUAGAUUUUGGAUUGGCCAAAAAAUAUCGCGAUGGCCGUACUCACAAACACAUACCUUAUCGAGAAAACAAGAACUUAACAGGAACAGCCAGAUAUGCGAGUAUUAAUACACAUUUGGGAAUUGAGCAAUCACGAAGAGAUGACCUUGAAUCCUUGGGAUAUGUUCUUAUGUAUUUCAAUAGAGGUAGCUUACCCUGGCAAGGUCUGAAAGCGGCAACUAAACGACAGAAAUACGAACGUAUUUCUGAAAAGAAAAUGUCUACACCCAUCGAAGAAUUAUGCAAGGGUUAUCCUGUUGAGUUCGUGCAAUAUCUAAGGUAUUGUCGAGGACUACGAUUCGAGGAAAGGCCGGACUAUUCGUAUCUUCGGCAACUUUUCCGGACGUUGUUCCACGAAGAGGGUUUCACAUACGAUUAUGUCUUCGAUUGGAAUAGGCUGAAAUUCGGUAAUGUGAGGCAACAAACAUUGUCUUCGACGCAACAAACACCGAUGCAGUCGCAACAUACGAAUGCAGCGCUGCCUUCUGGGACUAAUAAUGAUCAAGAACAUCGAUCUAGACCUUACACCCGGCAGUGUUUGGCAAACAUAUCAGUGGGAACAGUGGGUCCGACUGUAGGUGGAACAACUACAAAUUUGAGAAGCAUGCGGCAAAAACGCGAGGCGAUAGACGCUCUUCGCGAUCAGGACAAUCAGGAGAGCGAUCUUCAAGCAUCGGGCACAGGUGGCCAAGAACGAAGAGUCAGCAUGAGGUUGCACCGUAGGGAUGCAGCUGCUGGAGAGAUGCAACCGAAGACCAAACUAAAUCUACAUCGACGGCAGGACGAUGGUUCUCGGCCGGCGAAACUCACGCAAUUACGCAAUCAACCGGAAAGAACUGCGAAAGCGAAGUCGCAACAGUUGCACGAUCCGAUUUCCUUCGAGCCAAACUUGAGGAAACCCACGAGGAGUCAAAAUCCAUUGCGCUAGGCGAUUUCAACGGUGACAGUGAAUAUCCUGUAUAUACCGUGACUGUUUGCUGAAUUACAGAAAAAUCGGAUGACUAGAGCGUGGCUGUAAGGUAAAUCCAAAUAAAUCGGUUAUGUCAAUGUUAUGAUGGGGCUAAUCAAGGAACAAUUAAGAUGCGCCAAUAUCGAUCGAGCGUACUGUACAUUUCGUGUUCGCGCGCGAACUUCGAUUUCAGUUUUUUUUUUUUUUUUUUUUUUUUUUUUUGUCUACCGCGUAAUUGUCGAACUGCGAAUCCAUUUAUUCGAGGGAGAUGAUCGUUUUUCGAAACGAAUGAUAAAAUAUAAUACGAACGAAUUUUUCGUGUACGAGUAUCUCUCCUCUUCUUACCACGCCUCUCGUUCUUUUUUGUUUUGUAUUAUUUUUGAUUCUAUUUCUUUUCUCGAAUGAGAGGCGAACGUGUUUUUAAAAAUUUGAUAUAGUUUACAGUAAUGCCUCGACAGUAGACGCAGAGGUCAUCCCCACUAUUUCCUGAAAUUACUUCGACCGAGCGUUUUUUGUACAUUAGAAGUAACUAAGGAGUAGUCGAACGUCUCUUUAUUCAUUUCGCUUAAAUUUUUUGUUUCUCAUUUGCUUGUCGAGCGAUCAAAAAAAUACGACGAUACAAGUAAUUUUUUCCCUGUUAAUAAACGCGGUCCUCAAACUGGGUUUACUAUCGAGGUACUAUUUGUAAUAAUUAACCUAAUAACCGGGUUUAUCGUUUAAUUGAAAUUCUCAAUAACUAUUAAAUAACUAGAAUCAAAAAUUAGAAGAAAACAAAUCAAUUUUAAUUAGAUCGCAUUAACACUUAACUGCUGUGGUGCGGAUUAGAUUUAUAGCUGCUAUAUAUUUUCCUCUAUACCUAUGUUUUAUAUUUUUACGAAAGUGUUUCAAUUCAGCUGACUUUAUUCACAUUGAGUUAUAAUUGUCAGCUGCAAAAAAAGAAAAUAAAUAAAUAUCAUAAGUAGAGAAAAAGACAAAAGUAAUGAUUAUUUUAAUCUACACCAUAUCAGUUGAGGACUAUUGUAUGAUUUAAAAAAAAAUCCGUAAAUAAAGAAAUUAUUAAGUUUUAAGAGAUUGGUAAUUCAAGUGAGUUCUCUCCCGGUUAAAAGGUUAAAACGAAAAGAGAAAAAGCUUCGUGUGAUAAUAAAGAAGAAUGUAAAAAAAAAAAAAAAAAAAAAAAAGAUGUAAAGAUCACGAUUGAACGUCACCAAAUUUAUUCGUUCAUCGUGUGCUUUGUGUACAUUGUAUCCUUUUCUGAGUCGUUGUUGAUGCGUGCUUGCAUUUUCGACUUACUACGUGUACGUGAUAUGAGAAAUUUUGCGUGAUCAAAUUAUAGCGAGAUUAGGGUGGAGGAGAGGGGAGAAGAGCAAUAUUCCAAAUUUGCAUAAAGAGGAACAAUCGGUGGAAUGUAUUUAUAUUUCUUAUGAAUAUCGUGGUUUUCUAAUCCUAUUUCUCGAUAAUAUUAUACUCUCGAUAAUCUUGAAAUAUUUCCGCCCGUGAUUAAUUAAAUCCUGCAAUGAUACACUGUGAUCUUUCAAAGUUUUAAUAUUUGUGUACAUUGCAAAGAAUUUUGAAAAAAUUAAUCACCAGACAUAUCUUCAAAUUUACAAAUAUUUACUUUUAGGUUAUGUAAUAUUAAAAUAUUGGAAAGAAAGUUGUAUGAGUUUUAUAUAUAUUAUAUUUUAAUAAAAUCCAGGUGUGCCAUUGCAGAUUUAAGAAGUUCAAAUGCACGUGGCGGGGCAUUUUUAAAUAGGUUAGACAAACCAUGAAUGUACGUUAAGAAAUUCACCGGAAAUCGAGUUUCUCUUUAGCGCGAACAAUUGCCUUGAUUCAUGAAAUUUUGUUGAAUGUGCGACUGUAGUGAAUUUUAGAGUAAAGGGGAGAGACGAUAAAAAGGGAUAAGCGCGUAAGUGUCCGUGAGAAAAACGCGAGGAAGCAGUAUCCCUGAUAUAUACUAUAUAAUAUAAACGCGAUUGUUCUCGCGCGUGAAAUACAUUUUUUUGUUUCAGACGAAAUUCAAGCCGAGAACGACUGAUUUGCUCCGGUGUGAAACGGUUCGACAACCGAUUUGAUUCAAAUUUUGUAUAUAUAUAUAUACAUACAUGUAUUACUUUUGUACAUGUAAAUGCGUACAUCGAUUAAGAUAGCUUGAAAAUAUUUCGAAAAAAAAACGCGUUUUACGCAUUGAAUGGAUUUUUAUUUUGAAACUAAAUUUGAAUUUGUAUCAAUUGUUCAUUGUUUUUUUUUUUCUUUUUUAAUUCAGCAAUUAUCCAUAUCUCUUGAAAUUUAAUGAUUAAAUCAUUAAUACACUCACUUCCUUUUUGUGAUAAAUGUAAAGAUCAUUUUUUUUUUUAAGUAAAAAAACAAUUGACGAGGCUUUUUUUCAUCUCUAUACGCAGUUCCUUUUUUUUUUUUUUAUCAUUAUUACUCCAUAUAUUAUUUUACGUUAAGUUUAUUCAUUUUUUUAGAUUAUUCUUUUAGAUAAUUAAUAUAAUUUAAUAUUGAGGGACGGAGAUGAUCAAUACAUUGAUUUUAUUCAUAUAAAUUUAAAGAAAAAUUAUUUAUCAUAUAUCAAGAAUCGAACUUCAAUCUUUUUUUUUUUUUUUUUUUUUUUAUAUUAGACGUAAAUACUCUAACGCGAAUUUACUCUGUUAAUUCUUUAAUUAUCAUCUGAAUAUUAUAUAUUAUAUAAUUUCGAUUUAAAAGUAAUGUAUAAAAAAGUAUCUAACACAAGUUUUUUUUAUAUAAUUUUUUUAAUGUGUUUUAUGCACAUGUUGUCAUCAAAGACAUACAUUAAUUAUUUACAAAAUCUGAAUCAAAUCAAAAAAAUCUAACAAUCGUUUAUCCGUUUCGUUAGCCAAUCGAUUAUUCGACGGAAGUAAAAAAAGAAAAAAAAAAAUAUAUAUAUAUAUAUCGAAGUUAAAUUCCUUCCGCGAAAUCGCUCGCGUCUCCUUUCAUCCCUUCAUAUUUCAAUCUUAACUCUUCACAAUUUUCACCUGUCCAUCGCCCUAUCACUUCCUGUUGCCUCCCUCCUCCUCCCUUGAUCGAAUUUUUCUUUGUAUAAAAAAAAGUAUCGUGGACGCAUUGCAUACAAAAAUGGUGAAAAACAAAAAAAACGUGAUAUAAAAAAAAAAAAGAAGGUUAUAUAUAAAUAUAUAUUAUACCGACACAUGUUUUUCUAUGUAUUUUUUUCAUAGGGUACUACUACUACUGCUAUUAAUUAUUACUAUUACCAAUUAACUAAUAACUAAUUAAAACUACUACCAACUAUUACUAUCAUUACUACCGCUGCUGCUAUUGCUAAUUACACACACACACACACACAACACACACACAACACACACUCUUUCAAAUUUACUAUGUUAUGACUUGUAUAAAAAAAAAAAAAAAGGCGACUUAUUAACCCUUAUGUCAAUAUUAAAAAAUUUUCAAACACCGUUCAACUUUUGAUUUUGCUAUUUUUGUAGCGAUAACAUUUUUAUAUUUGAAAAUAUAAAUCGAUAGCAAAUGUACCAAAUAAUGAUGAUGCAGAUAGAUUUAAAAAUAUUUUGAUAGGAAAAUAAAAUAUUUUAAAUCGGAUAUUUAUAUUUUAAAUUAUAUUGAAUAAUCAUAACAUUAAUUUUAUCGCGAAUACAGUAAAUAUUUUAAAAUUGUCCUACGUAAUUGUAAAAGAUUCAUCAUGAAGUUCAAAAUGCGAGCAAUGUAAUCCGAUUCGAGAAAUAUCAUUGAGACAAUAUUAAUGAUAAAAUUUGUCUAUUUUUUUUAUUUCUUUUUUUUUUUUUUUUUAAUGAAAAUUUUGUCGAGACAUUUAUCUUCUUUCUCUUUAAAAUUCAUCUUGUUUCUGAAAUAAAACUUAAUACGAUGUAAUUUGAAUGUUCUAACAAUAAAUGAUAACAAAAUUUUUUCUUUAUUUUAUUAUUUUCUUUAUUUUAAAUAGCGAUAUAAUCUAAAAUAAUUAAGCAAAUAAAUGAAUUAUAUUUGGUUUCAUUUUAAUCAAUUUAGAAAUUUCAUAAAUACGUCGGUAAAAUUUCUAUUAGAAAAAAAAUCAAAAAUACAAAAAUUUACUUACAUUAGUAUUAUCUAACUAUUCAUCUAUGCUUUUUUUUUCCUCUUAUCUUUCGACUUCGAAUCUCAAUUCUCUUUCACUUUUGCUUUCACUUCCCUGUGUUUUCGACAAGAAAAAUGUAAACAAACUUCCGCCACGUCAGAAUUAAUAUAUCUAUUAACGUCAAAUUAUGAAAUAUUUACUGUACCGGAUAUCCUCCUGGUGUUGACAUAAGGAUUAAUCCGCAACGAUCAUUUCGAGAAAAGGAAAUAAAUUUUUGACAAUUUAUAAUGGAAAUGACGAAUCUUUAUACAAUUUUUUGCGUAUUGCAAUCUUUCCGCCAUUUUCUUUUUUUCUGUUUCAUUGGCUUUCCACAAUUUUGCACAUCAUCCUCUGCGCUGAUGUUCGAUUUGGGCUCUCUUGUACAAUUGUGAAAUAAUAUUAUUAAUAAUAUUUAUCAGAUCAAAAGUUUGAUUUAUAAUAUUAUUUAAUAAUAAUAUAUGUUUAAUUAUAUUAUUAUGUGAUAUUUGAUGUUAAUUUAUAAUUUUAUGUGAAUUAAAAUUAGUGAUUGAAUCACAAGUUAGUUUGGUAUCUUGUAAAUUAUUAUUUUUCGUAACGGUAAUAAAUUUCGUAAUAAAGAUUUAUAAGUAAAUAUUAUAAAUUAUAAGUUAUCUAGUUAUUUUAUUUAAUAUAAAAGUGUAAAGAAAAAAUUUAUAAUAUACAAUUUCUUACUUGUCAAUAUUAAUUAUUAAUUGAUGAAUCAUUGGACAAGAGAGUUUUAAAUUUAGUUUUAAAUUAAAUUUUAGAAUAAGGAAAAGAAGUUGUUGGAAAUAUAUUUAUCUGUUAAAUGUUUUUCUUGUGAAUUUCAAGAUCAUUUUUUUCAAAAUGUAUCGAUUAUUGUUGAAUGUAUCUAGUGAGAAUAAGAUAUGACUUUAAGUCUUUAUAUUUUGUUAUGUUUUAGAAAUUAUAUAUAUAUAUAUAUCUAUAAUUCGAAUAGCGAAACGUGAAAAUAUUAAAGAAAAUUUAGCUUUCUAGUUGUUUAUUUUAUGAAUCGUAAUUUUAUAAUCCAAAAUUUGGAUUGUUAGAAAUUUAUAUCAGUAUUUAGUUGCCUUAUUUAGUUUUACAUGAGCGCAGAGGGUUAACGAUGAUUACUUUACAAGGUGGAAGAAGUCGAGAUCAUUAUAAAUAUUAUAAAUAUUUAUUUAUUGAAUUUGUAUUAAUAUUAGAAAUUUGAUUAAUAAUUAGAAAAUAUUAGAAAAUAUUGCAUGAUUUUUAUUGUUCUAAGAUUUAAUUUAUUUUAUACAAAAAAAAUUAUUCUCUUCAUAAUCAUGCAAUACUUUUCAAUUGUUGAUUUGAUAUUACACUUCCAUCCAAUCUUCAAUCAACAUAAUUUAUGCUUUCGUCGAAAAAUAUUCUUUUGUAAUUCGAUUAUAUCCAUGUUACGUAGUUGGCCAAAAUUGCUUUAAAUUCCAAAUAAAAGUAAUUAAUUAUAGCUUUCGAAUCGUAAACAUUAAAUAUUUUGAAAAAUUGAGAUUAAGUUAUGAGGCUAAUCUUGUUGAUUGUUCUAGGCUUCGUAAAAUAAUGAUUUUAUGGAUGUUGAAUAUUGAAUCAAGGAUUAUUUUUCGAAUUUUGACUUGGAGGAAACAAACACUGCCAGCGCAGGCGGAAAUUCUUGCGUUCUCUCUUUCACGACUGAAUGAUACGCACAGAAAUUAAUUUUAUCACGAUUCGUUGUUUCCUCUUGAAUAUUGUUGCAAUAUUAAAGAAAAAUAUUCGCGAGAAGAACAAAGAAAUAAUCUCGAGAUGAUCAGUGCCAGUACAAAAAAAAAAACAUUAACAUAUAUUGUUUUUUCCCCUUUUUACAAUGGAACAAUUUGCGCCACACGAACUAUGUUCGAUCAAAUUGAAUUAGAAACGUGAUAAAAAUUUUAAACGAGAAAAUGAUAAAAAUCCAAAGGAAGUCGUUGACGUAAAUUGAAUUAAAAACAGAAGCUAGUUAAUAAAAUUGGCUAGUAAAGUAAGAAAGAAAAACGAAAAAAAAAAAAAAAAGAAAUGAUAAAGAGAAAAAAUCAUGCGCGCUUGAUUUCGCUCGGCCUAGUGGAGCUUCUUCUUUUUCUUCUUCUUUAUCUUCUUCUUCUUAUUCUAUUUCUUCUCGAGUCUGUAAGGAGCCUAUAGCAAUUCAUAUGAGACUUCUUAAAAACGGAGAAGAACUGCGGAAAGAAAAGGAAUGAAAAAAAGAAAAAAAAAGAAAAGCAAGAGCAAAAAUAAACAUGCGAAGUAGGGAAGAGUUUACUUGAAGACAUUUACGACGAGGCGUCACGACGAUCACGGCAUUGAGGUAUAUAAAUUCGCGAUCAAUCAUAUUUUAACUAUAAUCGAAAUUGUAUCGAUUUGCGAAUAAUUUGUAUAUGUAUAUUUAUGUAUAUAUAUAUAUAUACAUAUAUAUAUACGCAUAUGUAUACAUAUAUGAUCUAUUCAAAAAAAAAAAUAACUAUGAAAUAUAAAUGACGUAUGUGUGCGCAUGCGUGUAUGAUUUGCGAGUGACGGUGAAUUCUCUUUUCAUGUAAGUAUGAUUUACUUAUUCGAACUGUACUACAUGGUGCGUGAUGCAACGAGUAUGUGUGAUGAUAUUGCGAAAGGAAGAAUGGGGAAAAAUAAUUAGAUGAAAUGUCCGAAGAAGCAAAGCAAAUAUCGACAAAGAGUAUUUAUAAAACUGCCUUUGUGUAUUAUACAUGCAAGAAGGGACAAAGCAAAGUGUUUUUUAAUAGUUUGGAAUCGAGCUGCAUUAGGCUUGCUUUCCUUUUUAACUUCUUCUGAUUUUUAUUUCGUUUCAUCAAUUUAAUAUUUGUGUUAUAAAAACAUUGCGUAUCAAAAUUCUUAUUUCUGCAAAGACAAAAGGAAUAGAAUGACAGAUCGAAAGAAUUCAGUAUUUACUCGUUAUAACCUCAAAAUUCAAGAACGGUCACGAGGAUAUGUGUAACUGUUAAACAUACAAAAUUCUAACUUCAUUUUAUGUUUAUAAAGAAUGAUAGUUAGUGAAAGAUAAAAAAGGAUUGAAAUUCCAAGCAUUUGGAGAAAUUUAUGAAUAGUCAUUAGAUCCUAUUAAAGAGGAUUGUCACCCAGUGAUGAGAAUGAUUCCUGAGCAUAUAACGAAUAAAUUCUGUACAAUGUAUAUUUGAGAAAAAUCGAAAGAGAGAGAGAGAGAGAGAGAGAGAGAGAGAGAGAGAGAGGAGAGAGAAUGACUUGUGCGUGUGUACAUGAUAUCUGUAUAUGUGAAAAGAUAACGCGGAGCAAAACAUGAUAUUCGUGGCUUUUGUUGCAUUCUAAUACGAAUUUUUUUCGUUUUUUCUUCAUCGCAUAAAACAAAAAAAAAAACUCUUGCCAUCUUUGAGACUCGACCUUUUGCUUGCAUUCACGUUUUCUUUCUUUAUAGGUUGAUGAAAAGCACGAGCGGCUAACUGAUCGACUAAACGUCUCUAGGCUACCCACGGAUUUAAUCGUCGAGUUUAAUCCGGUGGCGAGAGUUUGAGAGGGAGAAAACGCGCCUAGCCGGAACGGCGAGCGUAUACGAGUCGAACUGUCAUUUCAGUUGUGUCUCUAAGGAGCCCGAUCCAUUUUCUCCUUGGAAUCGAUGUAGAAAAACCGAAUACAUAACAUAUAACACUGACGCUUUCGCCACACAUUUCUUUCUUAGUUUCUCGUCGUGUGUAUUAUGCGUGUACGAUCUUCGAGGAUGGCAAGAGCGAAUAGGUCGAAAAAAAGAAAGAAAAACAAAAUCAGAAAAAUAAAACCUGCGCUUGAUUAUAUUGAUCGAACCUGCAUUUUGAAAGAAAAAAAUGCAAAAAAAAUUUAUCGACAAGAUAUUAUUAUUGCGUAAGAAUAACGACGAGAAAAAGAAAAAGAAAAACGUAUAAAUUUGCGAAUAUUUAACCUAUCGCCGCGGAUUGUCGACCCAUUAAAGAGUGUUGUCCUUCGUUCUUUCUUCGAAGAUACGAUGAAAAGAACAUUUUUCAUUGGAAAAAUUGUCAAACGAAGACAGAUACUUUGGUGGGUCGAUCAGAAAUUAAGGAAAUUAAGCUUGCAUUAUUCGAAAUUCUUGAUGUGAGUUCGUUAACUCCUAAACUGAAGUGCAAUUGUAAAAAAAAAAAAAAAGGAAAAAAACAAGAAAAAAAAUGACCGUCGUUGUCCGUUUGCUUGUUCGUCUAUCAAUGUAUGUAUUGACGACGACGCGAUGAAUGUUGCGUGAGAUGUUCGAGUUUUUUUUUUUUUUCCGUUGUCUUCGUACUCUUAUUCUUUUUUCGUCUUUUUCUUCUAUUUUUCAUUUCUUCUCUCUUUUUUUGGUAGCCUAACGCAUGUCUUGAAGUUAAUCCUUUAUGAGUGAUGGAAAUAGGGCCAUAAGAACAGUGCGUACACAACCACAAUGACAUUCUCCGAACGUAAUAAUAAUAAUCAAAAUAGGCAGCUAUUUAAUAACCGCCGUACUCUUUGGAGAUUCCCGAGUAGCGUGAACGAAGGUGCAUUGAUGAAACAGCGUUUCUACGUGUUAAUCGAUUUUAAUACUUGUACUCUAUCGAAUCGUAGAAUAGUGAUUCUUAAUCUGCGAACGUGUAAUCAUGUAUUUUUUGAAAUUUACGAAAGACACUUGAUGGUCUAUAAUUAAUUUUUUAUAUAAUACAAAGAGAAGGUAUGAUAACUCUUAAGGAAAGUGAAAAAGUGAAACUAGGCGAUCGUCCGUUUUACUUAUUAAUUUUUUUUUUCUUUUCUUUUUUCUUAUUCUUCUUUUUUUUUUUUUUAUUUUAAUCUUUUUCGUUUGAUCGAGUGGCUGCGAAACAAUUUUGCGAAACGAUUAAGAAUUACUGGCAUAAAGGGUUAAUUUUGAAUGGAAAUGCUUCGCUCGUAACAUUGAUUGCGAAAGGAGAUGUGAAUCAAAUCAAAUGCAACACGUCUAAAUCAGUUUGAACGUUUCUUACCGUGCAGGCAGUUUAAUUUCGCGUUUUUCUCCGCCACUUUAUGUUCACUGUAGGGAUUCAAAUAAUUAUUGAUUAGAAAGAGCCGAAAAAACGAAAUGUUUGUUUUAAACCGGAAAUGGCGGCGAUGGGAGGGACUUCGAUGAAACAAUAACACGUCUCGUCUUAAAUAUUUUCAGAAAAUAAAUGAGUUUUCUUUCACGACGAGCGUUCAUUGUUUCACGCUGUUCCCUGCCGUUUGCUCACCGAAUUCUAGUUAAAUAAUGAAAAAAGAAGAAACGAAGCGUUUUUUAAAUUAAACGAGAUAAACGAAUAA